GUCGUAUCUUAACUUCCUGUUCGCAUCAACAAGAGCCGUUCAGAAAACCACAGACAGGUCACGUGACGCAGCAGGUCUACAAAACCGUCUGUGUUCGCGAGCUGAGCGAAUCGGCCUUUUGAUCGGUUAACAACCGCCGAGGCUCUAUUUUUAUUUCACAAUGAUGCUGAAGAAACUCUUCCUGUGAAAGAAACACAGAAACCAUCAAAAGAGGAAGAGGAAGAGGAAGGGCAGGAGUGGAGGGAGAGGUGAUGGCCACUUCUGAUGAGAACUGCAGUCCUGUUAACAUCGCGAGUGGUGAGUUAGAUUCAGAGCUCCUGUUCUGGUUUAAUUUGAUGUUGUUUAAAUAUGAAGUAUGGUUGAGUGAAGGAGCUUAAAUUUAAAACAGAAGUGAGGUCAGGUGUAGAAGAAUGAACGACUGAAAGCAAAAGUAAUUUUAAGUUUGAGUUACAGAGUCUGUACUUGAUGUCACCUGCCGGUAACCAGUUUUAUACAGCUGUUCAGACGGCGCUGACACAGCAGCCAUUUUACCCUGACUUCUGACUUACAGGUGUUAGCUAAAAGUUGAUGUAAUGUUACCUAGGUUUGAAAUUGUUGCAAACAGUGAACUUUCUACAACUUUCUACAUUUUUCUAAAGAUGUGUUUGGUAACCCGUCAAACACCAACAGCUACAUCCACCUCAAGAUCAAGUUGGCCGUGUUCAUCGAUGUGAGUGUAGGCUGUAUUUUUUCGGUAAAAGUUUAUAUUUAAAAGCUGUUUGGAGACAGACAGCAAGGUGUGUUAAUGCUCAAACGCCUCCUUUCUCAGGAUAACCCUUUCGAAACCAACAGGUUAGUUUAGAGUAUAAAAAUACCCCUUAGAUACCGACAGUUUAGUAAAAACAGCAAACGUAAACAGCUACCAAUCAAAGUCAAGAAAACCUAUCAGUACUAUCUAACUGUGUUCUUCUUUGUUACUUUAAGCUAGCAUUUUUCUUAGUUACAUAAAAAUGUUGGUAACUCAUUUGGUACAAACAACCAUUUCUCAGCUUAUACUGUUUGAUUUGUAGGUCAAAAACUUAAAAGUCUUUACAUGCCAAAAGCUAAGUAACGACUAGUGUAAAGUUUUACCGCCUCUCGCUAAUGACUUUUAGCGACAUUUCAGAAAAGGAAAUAAAAAGUUAACCUAUUAGGUACAAACAGCGAAGUAAAAGUAGUUUUUGUGACUAGCUAACCACUUUCUUGCUAACACUUGUAUUUGCUAGCAUACUUAGUAGGACCAUUCAUCCUCUUUUUAGGGGGGAUGUCGGGGUUUGUCAGGGGAAGUUUAUAAAAUCCUUCAAAUGUUCGCAGUUUUGUACUCAAGUUUCGAUUUUGUGUCACGUGGACUUACUGAGUUAGAAGCACAUACCAGACACUCGAUCCAACCCGAAAAACUCUAAAUUUACUUUAUGCGACUCGGUGACUCUAAGCUCCUGUGAAACGUUUUUAUACUUCUUUAAAAGAGACUGAAAUUUGCUUUGUCGGCUUUUUAUUAUAUCCAAAAGCAAACAAGAGCGUCUCAUGAUUAAUCGUGUGACAGCCUUAAUGUAUAUAUAAGGAGCAGAGGGACAUGGGACUCAGGAGGAGAUGUCCAUUCGUCCCAUUAUUUACAUCUGUGUGUCAAGUUAUACGCAGAUGACUGAUUCUUCUAUUUUUCUGUGUUUUGUGUCAUCCAGAUUGUCCGGCACGAAGCACCGAGGAAGUUCUUCUCCCUUUCUUCACGGAUGAAAGUCUACAGACCACCAUGGACUCACAACACCCUCAACUCGUCCACAGCGCGUCUCCACCUGCUCUCCCAGAACUCAGACUGGUCCUUCUGGGUCGCAAAGGGGCUGGAAAGAGCGCGGCGGGCAACACCGUUCUGGGCGGAGUAGGAGGCUUUGAGAGCGGGAAGCCGACGGAAGAGUGCGUGAAAAGACGAGCAGAUGUGAUGGGGAGAAAAGUCACGGUUGUGGACACUCCAGGGUGGGAGUGGUACUACCCGCUGAACAGCACCCCCAACUGGGUGAAGAAGGAAACUUUACGGAGUGUGUCGCUUUGUCCUCCUGGACCUCACGCCGUGCUUCUGGUGGUGCGAGCACGUGCUGCAGUUACAGAGGACUACAUCAGGGAGAUGGAGGAGCACCUGGAGCCGCUGGGGAAAGGAGUUUGGGACCAUACGAUGCUGCUGUUCACCAGGGGGGACGAACUCGGCCUGGUCUCCAUGGAGCAACAAAUCCUGACGAGCGGGAAAGUACUCAAGGGACUUCUACGAAAGUGCGGGAACAGAUAUCACGUUCUGGAUAAUCGCAGCAAAGGAGACGGCGCCCAGGUGAAGGAGCUGAUGAGGAAGCUGGAGGAGAUGGUGGAGAAGAAGGACGGGAGCGGACAUCUAGAGACGGAUAACAUAGCUCUGCAGGGAUUGGAGGCCGACGGGAAGAGGAGAGCGAGAGAGAGGAGGAAGAAACAGAGACAAAUGGAGGAGCAAGUGCAAAGAGGGACGAUCAGAGCCGCUCUAAUGAGUGAGUUAUUCAUGCCGAUAAUUGCACAUCAUCUACUCCACUAUCUGCUCCACUUCACUAAACAUAUAAUUUUAUUGAUAUUCAGGUAGAAACACAACUAGGAAGUUUUGCAGCUUCAUGCAGUUUGUUCUUGUUUUGUGUCUGAUUGAGGAGAUGAGCUGUCGGCAUCUCCACUUCCUCCUGCACACAGCUGCUAUUAGUGUUGGGUGGUAUGAACAGAAUCUUGUAUCACGGUAUGUUUUUUCCCCUGUAAAUUCAAUUAAUGGCUUAAAAAUAACCAUACUUUCGCAUUUGUUCAUUGUCGGACCAGUCUGGUGAUUUUUUUAUCACAUGGCAUACCUUUGUUGAAAGACUCUGUCAAGCUCUUUUGUAUAAGAGGAGCUGCUGCAGCUUUAGUUUUUGGUGCAGCAGGUGCGCCAUGCAUCUUAUGGCACUAAUAAUAGAGCUUAGCGAGUUUCAUCUUUAGGUGGUGGUAGAGGGUGCUGGUGUUUCCUUCUCCAGCAAUGACAGCCACAUGACACUCUUUGCAUAGUAUUGUUUUUUGAUCAUUGUCAGAUUUCCAGACAACUGAUGUUGCGACGUCUUGCGCCCUUUUACCGGAACGAGUUUCUCCUCCUCUUCCUCAUGUUGGGUGGGUCGGGCUGCCUUUGUUUGGUCGGUACUGCCACUAAUCUCCGUGUCCGCCAUGACCACCACCAGUGAAGCUGUUUCUUCUUCAUCAAGACUAUGCCAAGCAGUCUGCUGGAUAUGCUGGUGAUUAUAGGGAGUGUACCCAAACCUGACCAAUCAAACGGAGCGAACAAACUCCGCACGACACGCUGGUGAAUAUACGGAAACGCACCCAAACUGAUGCGCUCCGGCUUUCCUGUUAGCGAGCAGAGACAACAACACACUGACUCAGAGAGAUGAAGCAGACAUCUGCUCUCUCUCUCCAGUAUAAACGGUAUCCCAAGAUUUCUACCGGUAGACAGUUUCAUACCGUCACACGGUAUAUCGUCAUACCGUCCAACAGUGGCUCGCCCAACAGAGCGAAACUACAUCCCAGAUGCCAAAAACUCAGACGAAUACAGGUUUUGUUUUCAUAAACAAGACAAUAACAAGGUUUUAAGGGUUUUCAGGUGGCACCAUCAACUUUCAGCAUGUACCUUUCUUUGUUCCAGGUGAUGGUCUCCAGAGCUCGCAGCUGGACGCCCACCAGUCUUUCUCCAAGUCUCCUCGUCGUCUACCUGAAGUCAGACUGGUUCUCCUGGGCGAGCGUGAAACUGGGAAGAGUUCUGCUGGGAACGCCAUCCUGGGCAAAGCCGGCGUCUUCCAGGCUGGAGAGGUGACAGAGGAGUGCAACCAUCGGCAAGCGGAGGUGGCCAUGCGGAUGGUGACGGUGGUGGACACUCCGGGAUGGGAAGGAGGGAUAGCGGGCGCCACACCUGAAAGGGUGAAAAGGGAGAUAGUUAAUAGUGUGGCCUUGUGUCCUCCAGGGCCUCAUGCACUCUUGUUGACUCUGAGGGUGGAUACGCUCGUGAGGGUGGGGCAUGUGAAGGAACAUUUGGAGCUUCUGGGCGAGGGCGUCUGGAGGCACACUAUGUUGUUGUUCACCCAUGGGGACCAACUUCGAGAGGGGGUGGAUAUCGAGCAGCACAUCCAAGGAGGAGGCAAGGACCUCCAGUGGCUGCUGGAGAAGUGCAGGGGCAGGUACCACGUCAUCAGCAGCGUCGAUGGAGGUCGAGGAGGAGGCCCCAGUAUGGUUGGAGAUCUUCUGCACAAGGUGGAAAAGAUGGCCUCCAUGAACAGAUGCGAGGCUUUCUCUGGUUUGGUGAAGGAGGUUCAAGAUCUAAGCCGGCAGAGGAAUGAGAAGUUCAACCAGCGCCUGAAGGAGAUAGGGGACAAAAUGCAACGGCAGGAGAUGGAGCUAAAAAACAUGAGAGAGAGGGAGAUUAAGAGCCUGAGGAGGAUUUUCGACUGGAAGAGGAAAUCCAAAUCACCCGGGAAAGCAGACAUCCAGAAGGAAGAGGAGGAGGAUGAAGACAAGAGAACGGGCGAGAAGAAGAACGAUUACGGGGAUCUAGAGGAAAGGAUGCAGUGGCUCACAGAGGAUAAAGAGAGGGAGAUUCAGGAUCUGAGCAUCGAGAACGAAAGGAUUCGCGCCGCGCUGAACCAGAGCGGAAAAGAAAAAGAUAAGGCGAUGCUAAACCUGGAGCUCAAAGACAGAGAGAUUGAGGAGCUGCAAGAAAGACUCGACGAGCAGCAGGCGAAGCUGCUCGAUCUUGAACGUGCCACCGCGGAGAAAGACCAUGAGAGGAAACAGAGAGAGGAAGCUAUGAAGACGGAGAAGCAAAAGUGGACGAGUCAGGAGAAGAAACUGAUAGAAAACAUGGAGCUGCUGGAGGAAGAGAAGACGGAGAUGGUGCAAAAAGUUGAGUCUUUGAAAACAGAGAUCAUAGAAGUGAAAGAAGAGUUCGCUAAAACUCUGGAGAAAAACAAGGAGAUGGAAGAAAAGCUGAACUUAAAGCUGCAGGAAAAGGAAAAGGAGGCGGACGAACUGAGGAGGAAAUUCUCAGAAGAAAAGCAGAAAAUCCUUGAAAAUGAAAGAAACAUGCAGAGAAAAGUCGAAGAGCUGAAAUCACAACAUGAGAAAGAGAUAGAGAGAAACAUUCACGAGAAAGAAAGAGAGAUCGAAGACAUGAAACUGCAUCACCAGAGAGAGAUGGAGAACCUGAAGAAUAAGAUGGAGACGAUGAAAGUUCAACACCAACGAGAAAAAGAGAGAUUCGAGAGAGACACAGAGGAACGAAAGCAAGCGAAUAAAAGAGAGACGGAAAAAUUAGAAGAGAAGUAUUUUGUCCAAAUAGAAGGAGCGAUGCAAGAAAACGAAAAAGAGAAGGAAAAGAUCUAUCAAAACCACAGGAAAGAGAUCGAAAACAUGACGCAAGAGAAAGACAGAGAAGUAGAAACGUUAAAACUGCAGCAUCAGGAUGAGACGGCGAGAAAAAUGAACGAAAUGCAAAAACUAAUGGAGGAGAGAAAAACCGAACAAAAGCAAGAAAUAGAGAAAAUGUUGAAAGAGAAAGAAGGAGAAGUGGAAAGAGUCCGACAACAAUGCAGCGAUAAAGUAGAAGACCUAGAAGAAGAAAGACGGAGAGAGAUCGAAACGCUGAAACGACAGAUUACAGAAGAAACGGAGAAACAAACACGGGAGAGACAGCAAGAGAUAAGAGACUUAGAGCAAAAGUUUGACGCUCAAAUUAAAGAAAAAGAGCGAGAAAAUGAAAAAGAGAGAAAACUGUUGACUGAAAAUCACGAAAGACAAAUCGCAGAAAAGAUGGAAGAGAAGGAGAGACUGACAGAGGAGUUAAAACAUCGCCACAUCGAGGAAAUCGAAGAAAAAGAGAGGGAGAGAGAAAGUCUUGUUGAGAAGUUUGAGCAGAAGGUGGAAGAGAAAGAAAAAGAGAUAGAAGAACUUAAAGUGAAUGUGAAAGAAGUUAAAGAAAAACUGCAAGAAAAGGAAGAGAAAGAAAAGAAACAGUUUACAGAGAUGACAGAACUGGAGCAACAAGUCAGAAGAAAAGAGAAAGAAGUGGAAGAGAUGAAGUCAAAUCUUCAAGAAGUGGAGGAAAAACUGCGACAUAAAGAAGAGGAAAAUACAGAUCAUUUAAAGAAUAAGGAAGAGAUGGAGCAAAAAUUAAAGGAAAAAGAGAAAGAAAUCCAUCAAUUAAAAGGACUCGAGCAAGAGCUGAGUCGACUCAGCGAGGAAAGAGAGAGAGAAACUUUAAAUCUGAAGAAACAGACGGAGCAGAAGAUCGAAGAGAAAGAAAGAGCGAUAGAGAAACUAAAGCAGCACAUUAAAGAUGUCGAUGAAAUCCUGCAGAGAAAAGAGGAAGAGAGAGGAGAAACCAUCCUGAGUCAGAAGAGAGAGGCGGAACGACGACUGCAGGACAAGGAAGAAGAGAUGGAGGAGAUGAAACGGCAGCUUUUAGACGACACGGAGAGAAGGGUCAAAGAAAAGGAAACCGAGAUCGAGAGUCUCAAACGACAGGCUGACUCGAGAGAAACAAGAUGGAUGGAAAAGGACGAAACAAGAGAGAGUGAGAUGAAGCGACUGCUGGAAACUGUCGAGAAGAAAUCAGAAGAAGUUACCCGAACACAAUCACUCCUCGAGGAGAGAGACGAGAAAUUUGAAAACACGUGUGCAAACUAUUUGAGAGAAAUCGAAGAGCUGAGAGAAAGCAGUAAAAUUCAGAUCGCUAGUUUGGUCGAGGUUCAGCAGCGGCAAACGGAACAAGAGAGGAAAAAAAAGGCUGAGAUGACGGAGGAAUUCGCCGAACUGAGGCAGAGAGAUCACGAAAACGAGAAAGAGAUCGUCCAACUGAGGCUAACGAUCGAGCAAACAAAGUCGGAGCUGAAGGAACUCACGAACAAAAUGGAGAAAGAGACGACAAAGAUGGUUCAGAUGAUUCAGGAAUACGAGAAAGAGCUUUCACAAAGAAACGAGAACAUCCAAACCAUCACGAGAGAAAAGGAGUCAGCUCUGAGCUGUUUAGAGGAAAGUCGGCGAAGGGUUUCAGACGUCGGCGAGAAGUUGGAGGAGAGUCAAGGGACGGUCAAGGAACUGCAAGAAGAAAAUGAGAAGAUGAGAAAAGAGAUGGAAAAUCUCAAAGUUCAAUAUGAGGAGCUGAAGAAGGACGAUGAGGAAAUGAGGAAACAUCUCAAAGAGUACGAACAACAAGCACAAAGGAAAGAAGACGAAAUCCAGGAGAGAGGCGAAGAAGUCGAGAAGUUACAGGAUGAAAACGCCAAACUGCAAGUAGAGAUGGAUGAGAGAGAAAGGCGGAUGAAAGAAAUGAUGGAAAGACAAAGUGAGUCGAGAUUGAAGGACAGGGAGAUCGAAGAGGAGAUCCUGCAAAAGGAAAAAGACGUAGGAGAAAGGGAAGAAGGUCUGAUUCGAAAAGAAGAGGAGUUGAUCGAAAGAGGCCGCAAACUUGACGCAAAAGAGGAAGACCUGGGACACAUGGAUCAAGAACUUCGACAACGGGAGGCAAGUCUUGAAAAACGACACAAGGAUCAAGACGAAAAAGAUAAACUCGAGAGCGUGAGAGCGCAAAACGUCAAGAGGAAGGAGAGGGAACUGGAGAACCUACUCAAAGCUCUGGAGGGCAAACAGAAAGAGCUCAGUUCUCACGGUCAGGAUCUCCAGAGGAAGGUAAGAGGACUGAAGGAUCAUGGGAAAGAGCUGAAAGACAGAGAGAGCUUCCUACUGAAUGAAGAGCAGGAGCUCCUCAACUGGAAGUCGGAGCUGCACAUGAGAAACGAACACGUCAACUCCACGACGCAACAGCUGGACGAGAUGGGGCGAGACUUGGCUUUGCUGAAGGAGGAACUUCGCAACAAGGAGAGGACUUUGAAGGCCACGUUCGAGAAACUGAGAAGAUGGGAAGAGAACCUAAAAGAACGAGAGGAGACUUUGAAGGAAAGAGGAUUAGAGAGCGACGAAGAGGAAGGUGAGAGAUCAGAGUAUGAACAGGUCAGCGAAAGGAGAGGGAAGGAAAGAGGAAAGGAGUCGGACACGAAAGAUAGGGAGAAAAACGCAAAGAGUAAUAACUGUCACUUUGAAACGCUAGAGGGGAUGGAGAUAACCGAGGAAGAGGAAGAGAUAAGAGGAAGAGAAGUGAAGAUGAGACAGAAACAAGACCCGGAAAUGUCAGCGAUCAUUCAGGAUUUACAGUUUUUAUCUGCGAGUCCGGGUCAGAGCAGCUCCGAAAACAAAGGUUUGAGGGUGUUGGUGUUAGGAGAGUCCUGGUCCCCCUGCUCGCCAUCUGGAGUCAGUAUCCUGUUUGGAGAGACGCCCAAUCUUGGCGAUUCCUCCUUCAGAUCAUGGAGGGGUCAGAUAGACGGACGCGGUCUCGAAGUGGUCGAACCUUUAGGUCUAAAGUGGCGAAACGGACCAGAUACACCCGACUCAGAGCAAAGGAAAAACAUCCGUGACAGCAUCUCGCGGUGUCGCCCCGGACCUCACGUCAUCCUGCUGCUCGUGCCGGCGUUCUUGAACUGCACGCCGAAGUACAGGAGAGCGGUCGAAGAGCAUGUAAGUUUACUCGGUGACGAUAUCUGGAAACGCACGAUGAUGCUGUUCACGUGGGGGGAAGUUUUAGGGAAGAGCGCGGAGCAGCACGUCCUGAGGAACGGGGAACUGACGAAGCUCAUACGGAAAUGUGCGGGAGGGUAUCACAUGAUCACCAGCAAGAAAAACAACUCAGUGGUCGGGCAGUUAUUGGCGAAGAUGGAGGAUAUGGUACAAUGAAAAGCAGAGCUGAGAAGAGACUGUGAAUUUAACUUUAAAAAACAACAAUAUUUUUAAUGUAUAAAUGUGAAAAUAAAUGUUUUAAUAAACUUGACAGAGCAAGGACAGAGAUCGUGUUUUUGUUGUAUGUUUGAGUAAUUAAUGUGCCACAAAGUUAAAGUUCGUACAAAGUUUUGAAGCAAUUUUCUAAGCCACAUGCUCAAAAGAUUAUUUUUUGAUUUCCUCUGUGGUUUAAAAUUGUACAAUAUUAGCGUGCUUUGUUUUAAUUUUGUUGAGGUUUGUAAAUUAAGUACAGUUCAACAGUUUCCAAAAGCCGGAAACUUAUGAGACAGUAUUGAUUUGGCUUAUGAGGACUCGGUUAAAGUUGGAUUUUUCUAAGUACCACAGGUUGAAAUUCUGAGACUUUCACUUCAAAACUUGUGACAAAAGUUUAGCUGGUGGUUUUGAAACUUUGGUCGGGUUACACAUGCUCAAGAAAAGUAUUUUUACCUUAUGAAAGUAAAAGUAGCUUUUGUACUGAGGUUAUUUCUGUUGCUGCAUAUAAAACUGUACUCCUGUUAAUUUGACAACGACUGUUUCUUCUCGGCAUUAAUCAAACUGGCGUGAGCUGGUUAUCGUCAUUUACCAUCAAAGUUGACUCACUUUUAUUCUUUAAUUAACUUCCAUAAAUGUUUUAUUUGGUCCUGAAGUCACAGCACAGUUUUGGUUCGAUGCAGAUCUAAACGCGUAAAUGUCUUUUUGUUUAUUGUCCUGUUUGCUAAUAAUACAAAAGGCAUGCUUAAACAAUUCAACAAAGUGCUGAUUUUUAUUUCUCGGUUGCAAAGUUCAGGUACAGACUAAUUUUGGGAUCUGCUUCAAGGGUCACGAGAUAAAUUUUAGAGGCUGUUAAGGAUAAAAUAAACACAAAAUAGGGACAAUUUUUGGUAUCUAUAUUAGUUUAAAGAGGUAAUUAGAUUUCGUAUGUGCAGGUCAGAGAAUCAAGGCGCGGUGAAAAAUGUAAUGAGCUUCACCAUCAGUGAUGAUCCGAUGUUUUUAGGCCUCCUGUCAAUGUCAAUUCUCUGUUUCUCCUGCUUUAAGCGUUAUUACCAAUAUACACAAGUCAUUUUCACAAAUGAUCCCCAUUCAAUAAAUCUUAACACAUCAUCUUUCAAAUCUGUAUUUGUAGUUCUCUUGAUUAAGACCUGACGCUCCUGGUCUUGGUAUCAAAACACAGCGUUUACGGUUCGAAAGAAUAAAUCCUUGUGGUUCAGAUAAAAAAAUAAUAAAAUAAUAAUAAAAUAAUAAAAAAAUCUUUAAAAUCUAUGUUUUUAAUUUCCCUGAUUGGGACUUGCUGCUGGUCUUAUGAUUGAAAUAUGGAAAUGGAAGUUCAUAUAAGCUCCAGGGAGUCAUACGGAGGAUAUAAGGUGAGAAAAACAAACAGCUUUAUAAUCUGUAAUAUUUUUUAAUAUUAGUUUUUUUCAACGUUGGCUUCUUAUGGUCUUGAACACAGGAGGGGAUCUCACCCUAAAGACUGAAACCUCUGGAUUAAAAACUUCAUCAUGUGUUUUCCUGGUUAACUCCGAAUCUAGAAAUCAACCGUCUCCUUUCAGACAGAAAUAUCGUGUAUAAGUAAAAGCAGCCGGAAGUUUCAGUGUGAAAACGCCGAUAUUAAACACUCUGCUUAUUAAACGAUUCAUGUAAAUCUUCAUCUCUAAUUCGCUGCUUAAAAAAAUCUCAAUGAGGUGUAAAUCCACCAUCAUGUGUGAGCGAUCCUCAGACGACCCGAACCGUCCCCCACUGAAAGGACUUCCUUACUCUCUCCACAAGAUGGGGGCCUUGUGUCGGUGUAGAGAUUAUACUCUCUGAGCACCAAAGUAAUCAGUGUUCAAAAUCCUCCCUGACAAGGAGUUGAUGGUGAAAGUAUGGUGAAGCUAGUCAAAUAUUUUUAACCAUGUUUUUACAAUUUUCCGUGUAAAUGGCUACUUUUAAAAGGAAGAGUACACAAAGGCUGACUAGCGGGCCUGUGCUCCAUCUUGACUGGAGGCAUUUCAGGAGAACCAAAGCAUCUCGCAAUUAUAACCCCGGGGAGCCUCCCGCACGCUGAGAGGACUCCUGCUUUGACAAGUAAAUUAUGACUCUUGAU
This is a messenger RNA of Xyrichtys novacula (pearly razorfish), 10936 nucleotides long. The record is from the annotation of a GenBank genome assembly. Lineage: Eukaryota; Metazoa; Chordata; Actinopteri; Labriformes; Labridae.